Schistosoma mattheei is the source of this 1842-nucleotide messenger RNA. NCBI's taxonomy places the organism in Eukaryota, Metazoa, Platyhelminthes, Trematoda, Strigeidida, Schistosomatidae. The record is from the annotation of a GenBank genome assembly.
AAAAUUACGAAAAAAGAAAAAGGAAAAGGAAAAAGAAAAAUUAAAGAAAAAAAAGAAAAAAGAAAAAUUGCAAAUUCUUUUAAUUAUAAUUCAUUAUUUAUUAUUGAAUUAAUCAUUAUUUUUAUGUUAUGGAUGAACCAAUACAUAAUCAUGUUAUUGAUGAAUCAAAUAAUUUACCAUUUACAAAAAGUGAAGUAACAUUUUUAGUUAUUCUAUUUGCAGCAGUUAUCAUAUUAGCUGUAGUUGGUAAUACAAUUGUAUGCAUAUUAUUACGUUUUCGUUAUUGUAAUCUAUUGAAAUGUUUUACAAAUACAUUAGGAUGUAAAAAGAAAUCUACAUUAUCUAAAUCAAUUCAUCAUCAUCAUCAUAAUCAUAAUCAUAAUAACAAUAUUGAUCCAUGGGUUGAUGAAUGUCCAAGUAGUCAACAUGAAUGUAGUUGUGGUAAAACAUGUAUUGUACAAAAUACACAUCGUUAUGUCAUAUUUAAAUCAAUGCAUAAACAACAUGAACCAGGUACAAGUGGUGGAAAUUAUGCUGGAUCUAUUACAGUAGCUAAUAAUAUAUCAGUAUUACCAAAUGAAAAACGAACUAAUUUCACAACAAAACAUAAAUGGAAAGCCGAUAAUUAUUUAAGAGGAAUGCGUACAUCAAGUAUAACAAGUUUAUUUUUAUUUAAUCUUAGUUUAGCUGAUAUACUUAUGGCUGUAUUAUGUAUACCAAUGAAUGUUAUUACAGAAAUUGUUUAUUUAUGGUGGCCACUUGGUGAACCAUUAUGUAAAAUUGUACCAUAUGCACAAGGUGUCAGUGUAUUUGUUAGUGCAUUAACACAUGUACUUAUUUCAUGGGAUAGAUUUGUAUUAGUAUUUUUUCCAUUACAACCAAGAAUGACACAACGUAAAGCAAUUUAUUUAUUACUUAGUGUAUGGAUAUUAGCAUUAAUUAUACCAUUACCAGUACCUAUUGUAAAUAGAACAAUAAAACGUGAUAAUGAAACAUUUUGUAUAGAAGAUUGGAGUUUAUUAUUAUCAUCUAUUAAAACAAUUAAUAUGGAUAAUUUUACAAAUCUAGAACAAAUUAAAAAUGAAAUUACAAUACAAAUUAAUGAUAAAUCAUUCAUAUUACAAAUUGAUGUUAUCUAUACAAUAUUAUUAAUGAUAUUACAAUAUUUUUUACCAUUAGGUAUGAUAUGUGGAACAUAUACAGCUAUAGGUAUUAAAGUUAUACGUUUACAAACACCUGGUGAACGAGAUAGUGCAAGAGAUCAAAAAUUAACUAGAGCUAAACGAAAAAUGGUGAAAAUGUUAACAUUAGUAGCAUUAAUGUAUGGUUUAUCACAAUUACCAAGGCAUACAAUCUAUUUACAUGGAUUAAUUAAUCGUGACUUUUGGUUUAAAUCUUAUUCAAUUAAAGCAUGGGCUGCAGCAAAUUUUGCUCGUGAUUCAUCCACAUGUUAUAAUCCAUUUAUAUAUGCAUGGAUAAAUAAAAAUUUUCGACAAGAUAUUUAUCAUUUAUUUUAUUCAUGCUUUUUAUCAUGUUUUAAAAUACGUUUACCUAAAUUAACACGUUCAUCAAAUAAAACAAAUUUGUUAACACGUAGCAACAAUAAUAAUAUACAAUUGCCAAUGAUUCGUAUGAAUCAACCAUCAUCUAUAAAUGAAGGAAAUUCAAAUUCUAUUCAUUAUUUCCCAAUCAAUCAUUCAACUACUCAUAGUGAAUUACAUGAUAAAUCAAAUGUAAAUCGUAUUUCAGAUGCUUAAAAAAAAACAAGAUACUAAUAACAAUAACCACCAACAUCACCACCAGCACCACCACCACCACCACCACCACAACAACAACAACAAC